Dromaius novaehollandiae (emu) is the source of this 1547-nucleotide messenger RNA. It is a transcript of the gene FEZ1, whose product is annotated as fasciculation and elongation protein zeta 1. The transcript is spliced from 11 exons. The record is from RefSeq and is a predicted model, not a curated record. Gene Ontology annotation, cellular component: cytoplasm; axon. Bases 116 to 1423 code for a protein of 435 amino acids. NCBI's taxonomy places the organism in Eukaryota, Metazoa, Chordata, Aves, Casuariiformes, Dromaiidae.
GCGUGCGCAGUGCGGCGCCGCGCCCAGCCCCUCCCCCCGCAGUGGGUGCGCGCGCGGCGGCGGCGCGGGAGGAUGCGGGGCCGCAGCUAAGGCGGCGACGCGGGCAGCGGCGAGGAUGGAGGCGCCCCUGGUGAGCCUGGAGGAGGAGUUCGAGGAGGGCCCCGGCAGCGGGGGCGGCGGCGGGGGGCCCCCGCGGGGCCCCGCGGACCCGGCGCUGGCCGAGCUGGAGAGCUUCUCAGCCGAGAUGAUGAGCUUCAAGUCGAUGGAGGACCUGGUGCAGGAGUUCGACGAGAAGCUCACCGUCUGCUUCCGCAACUACGACGCCGCCACCGAGGCGCUGGCCCCCGUGCGGGGCCGUCUGCAGGCCCAGGAGGAGGAGGAGCGCCUCCAGGACGAGGAGGUCUGGGACGCCCUUACUGACAGCUUUGCCCCCCACGGCUCCCCCCGGCACUGGCUGCUUCCCGACACCGAGGCCCCUGAUGAUGCUGACCCCCAGCACACGCCACGAAUAGCCACGGUUGGGGUUGCGGGAGGGCAGCGAAACCGCCCCAAAAGGCACCGAAUUGAGCCCGUUGGGAUGUUCCCGAGUCCAUCGCGAAUCGGGGCAGAAAAGCUCUCCGGGAAGGAGGAGGAGGAGGAGGAGGAUGACGAGGAGGAAGAGCUCACUGAGAGGAGCGAGCACGACUCCGGCAUCAACGAGGAGCCACUGCUGACAGCGGAGCAGGUCAUCGAGGAGCUGGAGGAGCUGAUGCAGAGUUCACCCGACCCUGAGGCCGACCCUGAGGCCGAAGACGAGGAGGAGGAGGAGGCCGAGGCCGAGCUGGCGGGCGACGGCGGGGGCACGGAGCCCAUCCUGCUGCGGGAGCUGCGCGCCUUCUCUCCCGCUUUCAACAACAACUGCUCCCACGAAGGCCUGGGGCGGCUGUCGGCGGCGGAGCUGGCGGCGGCGGCGGGGCGGGCGGAGGCGGCGAGCCGGGCGCUCUCGGCGGAGCUGGUGGCGCAGCUGGCGCGCCGCGACGAGCUGGCCUUCGAGAAGGAGGUGAAGACGGCGUUCAUCGGGGCGCUGCUGGCCGUGCAGGGCGAGCAGCGGGAGCAGCGCGAGGCCGCCCGCCGCCGCCGCCGCGACAAGGGGCUCAGCCUGCAGGGCGGACGCCCCGAGCGCGGCCCGCACAUGCCCCGCAAGCGCUUCAGCAUGGAGGGCAUCUCCAGCAUCCUGCAGACGGGCAUCCGGCACACCUUCGGCUCCGGCACCGCCGACAAGCAGUACCUGAACACGGUGAUCCCCUACGAGAAGAAGGGCUCGCCGCCCUCCGUUGAGGACCUGCAGAUGCUCACCAACAUCCUCUUCGCCAUGAAGGAGGGGAACGAGAAGGUGCCCACCUUGCUGACGGACUACAUCCUCAAAGUGCUCUGCCCGACCUGACGCGGCGCUGCCGAAACCGGGGCCAAACCCGAGGGAAAAGGGGCCCCCGCCGCCCCCCCCCCCCGCGCCCCCUCCCCCCUCACACUGCCGGGAAAGAAAUAAAUUAAGUCGUUUCAUUAAUUAA